AUAUUGAUGAAUGUUCGUCUAAGCAACAUAACUGCCAGUUCAUGUGUGUGAACACCAUCGGAGGCUUCACCUGCAAGUGCCCCCCCGGCUUCACCCAGCACCAGACGGCCUGCAUCGACAACAAUGAGUGCUCUGCUCAGAACACGGCGUGUGGAACCAGAGCUGCCUGCGUCAACACGCCCGGCAGCUUCAACUGUGAAUGCUCUAAAGGUUUCUCCCUGGACGGCACCGGCGUGGAGUGUGAGGAUGUGGACGAGUGUGGCAGUAACCACCGCUGCCAGCACGGCUGUCAGAACAUGAUGGGAGGUUUCCGCUGCGGCUGUCCUCAGGGCUACGUGCAGCACUACCAGUGGAACCAGUGCGUGGAUGAGAACGAGUGUCAGGGAGCGUCGGUGUGUGGCUCCGCCUCCUGCUACAACACACUGGGCAGCUUUAAGUGUGUGUGUCCCUCCGGCUUUGACUUCGAGCAGGGUGGCAGCGGCUGCCAGGACGUGAACGAGUGCAGCGGCGGCAGCUCCAACCCCUGCAUGUACGGCUGCUCCAACACCGACGGAGGGUAUCAGUGCGGCUGCCCCGGGGGCUUCUACAGGGCCGGACAGGGGUGA
This is a messenger RNA of Notothenia coriiceps (black rockcod), 605 nucleotides long. RefSeq names its product fibrillin-2-like. The transcript has 4 exons. Gene Ontology annotation, molecular function: calcium ion binding. Lineage: Eukaryota; Metazoa; Chordata; Actinopteri; Perciformes; Nototheniidae. The annotation marks the transcript as partial. The record is from RefSeq and is a predicted model, not a curated record.